AUGGCGACGGACGAUGAGAAAGUACCUAAUCAUGCCUCUCAGCCUCGUCCAUCGCAGGACAGCUCUGAAGAAUCAGUGUCUUUGUUGAGCAAGGAGAGUCCGGGUGUCAAACGCAUUGAACUCAUUUCCUCGCACAUCCAUCUAACCGACCGCAUCUUCUUGUUCUCCGGCGUAUUCCUCAUUGCUUAUGUCUAUGGCUUGGAUAACCAGGUUCGGCAGACAUAUCAGCCUCUGGCCACAGCCGAAUACCAACAACACAGUCUGAUCUCGACAAUCAAUGUCUUACGCGCUGUGAUCGCAGCAGCAGCACAACCUACUGCCGCGAAAAUUGCCGAUGUUUUCGGAAGAGUCGAAGUGAUCCUCCUCUCGAUCGUGUUCUACACAGUUGGGACCAUUGUGGAAGCUUGCGCGGAUAAUGUGGAGACAUUUGUUGCCGGUGGUGUGAUAUUUCAGGUCGGUUAUACUGCAAUUGUCUUGCUGUUUCAGGUCUUGAUCGCCGAUAUCACCUCUCUCCAAUCCCGUUUGCUUUUUUCCUAUAUUCCGGCGGCACCAUUUAUAAUCAAUACGUGGAUCAGUGGUAAUGUCACUUCCUCCGUCCUGCAGGUCACUACUUGGCGAUGGGGAAUCGGGAUGUUCGCAAUAGUCUAUCCAGUGUGUACACUUACGUUGCUCAUUCCACUCUACAUAGUACAGAGGAGGGCCAAAAAGAAGGGCGCCUUUGCGGCAUACCAGAGCCCUCUCCGUCUACUUGGAGCUCGCCAGCUUGUUACAGAAUCUUUUUGGUAUCUCGAUGUGGGCGGAAUCCUACUUCUGAUUGCCUUCUUGGCUUUGAUAUUGACACCAUUUACCAUUGCGCAUGGGGCUCAGUCGCAAUGGAAAACCGCCAAAAUCAUCGCGCCGCUCGUAGUCGGCGUCUGUUGCAUUCCAGCAUGGAUCAUUUGGGAACGCAAAUGCAAGCACCCAAUGGUACCAUUCAAGCUGCUGAAAGACCGGGCCGUCUGGGGUGCGUUGGGAAUUGCUAUCAUGCUGAACACUGCGUGGGGACUUCAGGGUAAUUAUCUAUAUACCGUCCUUGUUGUCAGCUUCGAUGAAUCGAUUACCUCUGCAACCAGAAUUAUCUCUCUGUACAGCUUUGCAUCAGUCAUCACUGGUUGUGUACUCGGAUUCGUGAUCCUAAAAGUUCGAAGACUCAAAGUGUUUAUCGUUGCAGGGACUUUGCUUUUCAGCGUCGCCUUUGGCAUCCUCAUAUAUUUCCGUGGAGGGUCAGGAGGAUCCAGUCAUUCGGGCGUUAUUGGUGGGCAAGUAUUGCUAGGUAUUGCUGGAGGUUUAUUCCCGUACUCAGCCCAGGCCAGUAUUCAGGCGGCUACUAAGCACGAACAUCUUGCCGUGGUGACUGGUCUCUUUUUGGCCUGCUACAACGUUGGAAGCGCACUUGGCGAUACUAUCGCGGGCGCAAUAUGGACUCAAGUCCUUCCUGGGGAACUUAGCAAUAAGCUCGAUGACCCUGCACUCGUUCAGCAGGCAUACGGGGAUCCGUUCACCUUUGUGUCUACCCAUGCCAUGGGGACCCCUGUCAGGCAGGCCGUCGUCGACUCUUAUAAAUAUGUCCAGCGGCUACUCUGCAUCACAGGUAUCUGUUUGACAGUGCCCUUGAUUGUCUUUGCUUUUUGCAUGAAGAACCCGAAGUUGACCAACGAACAAAGCUAUGCUGAUUCAGAAGAAAGCGAGGAGUCUCCUUGA
Messenger RNA from Aspergillus chevalieri, 1740 nucleotides. It is a transcript of the gene sit1, whose product is annotated as putative siderochrome-iron transporter Sit1. The record is from RefSeq and is a predicted model, not a curated record. Bases 1 to 1740 code for a protein of 579 amino acids. Gene Ontology annotation, biological process: intracellular iron ion homeostasis; transmembrane transport. Lineage: Eukaryota; Fungi; Ascomycota; Eurotiomycetes; Eurotiales; Aspergillaceae. Gene Ontology annotation, cellular component: vacuolar membrane; endosome. Gene Ontology annotation, molecular function: siderophore-iron transmembrane transporter activity. The transcript has 11 exons.